AUGGUGGCCGGAGGAGGGAGCUCCGACAAGAAGACAGUCGGCGUCUCCUGUGGGAUUUCUCUCGAUCGGCGGCGUUAUGGCGGCUCUCACUGGUCCAGGGAGGGAGCUGGGUUGAUGGCCGAUCGUUUGGGACCAGUACGGCGGCGGACUGAGGCUGGAGGAUGGAAAGCCAUGCCAUUUGUCAUAGGAAAUGAAACCUUUGAGAAGCUAGGAGCCAUUGGCACCUUAUCCAACCUCUUGGUCUAUCUCACUAAAGAGUUCAACAUGAGCAGCAUUAGAGCUAAUACUAUACUCAGCAUCUUCAAUGGCACCACCAAUUUUGCUACUUUGAUUGGAGCUUUUGUAUCCGACACAUACUGGGGUCGUUUCAAGACCAUUGCUUUUGCUUCAGUCGCUUCCUUAAUGGUACUUGAAUUAUGCCUUGACAAAGCAGCAAUCCUGACGCCGGAAGACAAAUUAAACACAGAUGGAUCAGCAGCCAAUCCAUGGAGACUUUGCAGCAUGCAGCAAGUAGAAGAAAUGAAAUGUCUAGUGAGACUGUUACCAAUAUGGGCUGCAGCCCUCGUGUACUAUAUUGUUAUAGUCCAACAACACUCCUAUACAACUUACCAAGCUCUUCAAUGUGAUAGAAGACUUACAAAACACUUCGAGAUCCCAGCUGCAUCCUACUAUGUCUUCUUGAUGAUAGCCAUGACCAUUUGGAUCCCUAUCUAUGACCGACUUGUCGUCCUAUUUCUCCAAAGACGCACAGGGAUAGAAGGAGGCAUCACAGUGCUGCAAAGAAUUGGAAUAGGCAUCGUCCUUUCGGUUGUGACAAUGGUGGUGUCUGGGAUCGUAGAAGAACACAGAAGGAAAUCUGCAUUGAAGCAUGGCUUGUUUGUUUCGCCCACAAGUUUCGCAUUGCUGUUGCCACAGUACUUCUUGACGGGACUGACCGAGGCAUUUUCUGCUGUUGCCAUAAUGGAGUUCUUCACCAUGCAAAUGCCGGAGAGCAUGAGGACUGUUGCUGGAGCAAUCUUCUUCCUUAGCUUGUCGGUUUCGAACUACUUAGGCUCGUUCGUAGCCAACAUGGUACACAAGGCGACUGAGGGAAAAUCUCCAUGGGUUGGAGGUCACGACCUUAACAAGAACAAGCUCGACUGCUACUACUACAUCAUUGCUGCUUUGGGGGCUGUGAAUUUUGUGUACUUCAAUUUGUUUGCAAGACAUUAUGUGUUGGUUAGUAAGAAGCCUGGUAGUGACAAUGGGAAAGGAGAAGUGCAGCUAGAGAACCCGAAUCCGAUUGCUCGUGAUAGUUCAAACGAAGAAAGCAAAGCUUGA
Messenger RNA from Fragaria vesca subsp. vesca, 1320 nucleotides. RefSeq names its product probable peptide/nitrate transporter At5g62680-like. The record is from RefSeq and is a predicted model, not a curated record. Bases 1 to 1320 code for a protein of 439 amino acids. Lineage: Eukaryota; Viridiplantae; Streptophyta; Magnoliopsida; Rosales; Rosaceae. The transcript is spliced from 5 exons.